Molecule: messenger RNA, 2040 nt
Organism: Budorcas taxicolor (takin)
Lineage: Eukaryota; Metazoa; Chordata; Mammalia; Artiodactyla; Bovidae
Gene: ODAD4
Product: outer dynein arm docking complex subunit 4
Exons: 12
Coding region: 1-2040 (679 amino acids)
Cellular component (GO): cytoplasm
Molecular function (GO): protein binding
Source: RefSeq, a predicted model, not a curated record
AUGGCGGACCCAGAAAAUGAAGUCUUGCGAAGCACCUUUCCAUCUUACAUGGCGGAGGGCGAGCGGCUGUAUCUAUGCGGGGAGUUCGCUAAAGCCGCCCAUAGCUUCAGCAAUGCUCUUCACCUUCAGAGCGGAGAUAAGAACUGCUUGGUUGCCCGCUCCAAGUGCUUCCUCAAGAUGGGAGAGCUGGAAAAAUCCCUGGAAGAUGCUGAGGCUUCACUCCAGGGAGACCCAACUUUCUGCAAGGGGAUUUUACAAAAGGCCGAGACCCUGUACACCAUGGGUGACUUCGAAUUUGCCUUGGUUUUCUACCAUCGGGGCUACAAGCUGAGGCCUGAUCGGGAAUUCAAAGUUGGAAUUCAGAAAGCCCAGGAAGCCAUCAACAACUCGGUGGGAAGUCCCUCUUCUAUUAAACUGGAGAACAAAGGGGAUCUGUCCUUCUUAAGCAAGCAGGCUGAGAGUAUGCAAGCCCAGCAGAAGCCUCAUCCCGUGAGACAGCUCGUACACCACCCCAAGAGAGAGAGCAAGCGGAAGGGCUCGCUCAAGAGCGAGAAGAUUGUCCGCCAGCUCCUGGGUGAACUCUACGUGGACAAGGAGUACCUGGAGAAGCUCCUGUUGGAUGAAGAUCUGAUCAGAGGCACCAUCAAGCAUGGCCUGACCGUGGAGGACCUCAUCAUGACAGGCAUCAACUACUUGGACACGCGCAGUGACUUCUGGCGGCAGCAGAAACCCAUCUACGCCAGGGAGCGGGACCGGAAGUUGAUGCAAGAGAAGUGGCUGCGGGACCGCAAACGCCGUCCCUCGCAGACAGCCCGCUACAUCCUCAAGAGUCUGGAGGACAUUGACAUGUUGCUGACUAGCGGCAGUGCUGAAGGCAGCCUUCAGAAAGCUGAGAAAGUGCUGAAGAAGGUACUGGAAUGGAACAAAGAGGAGGUGCCCAACAAGGAUGAACUGGUGGGAAACCUAUACAGCUGCAUAGGGAAUGCCCAGAUCGAGCUGGGGCAGAUGGUAGCGGCCCUGCAGAGCCACAGGAAGGACCUGGAGAUCGCCAAGGAGUACGAUCUUCCUGAUGCCAAGUCCAGGGCCUUGGACAACAUUGGCAGGGUUUUUGCCAGAGUUGGGAAAUUCCAACAAGCCAUUGACACGUGGGAGGAGAAGAUCCCUCUGGCCAAAACCACCCUGGAGAAGACCUGGCUGUUCCAUGAGAUUGGCCGCUGCUACCUGGAGCUAGACCAGGCCUGGGAGGCCCAGAGCUACGGUGAGAAGUCCCAACAGUGCGCCGAGGAAGAAGGGGACAUGGAGUGGCAGCUGAAUGCCAGCGUCCUGGUGGCGCAGGCACAAGUGAAGCUGAGGGACUUCGAAUCGGCCGUGAACAACUUUGAGAAGGCCCUGGAGAGAGCGAAGCUGGUCCAUAACAACGAGGCGCAGCAGGCCAUCAUCAACGCCUUGGAUGAUGCUAACAAGGGCAUCAUUGAAGAGCUGAAGAAAACCAACUACAGGGAGAUACUCAAAGAAAAGAAGGAGAAAGAAAAUGCCACUAUGUUGGAUCAAACACAGACAGCAAAGGAGAAGGAAACGAGGAAAACCAAAGAUGAACCUGAGAAGGUGAUAAAGCAGUGGGGGCAGGAGAAACAGCCCGAAGGUGUCUUGUCUAAGGGAACUUUGGGGCUCACAGCUAGGCAGCCGGAACACAGGCAGAGAGAAGACCCAGAAAAAGCCUCAUGGAGGAAAGAAUUGGGUGCAAAGGAGAGAGGUCCAGGAGGCACUGCCAAAGGACAGUUUGGGGAACCAGGCAGGACAGCACAGAACAGAGAGGAAACCAGGGAAAUUUACAGGAGGCCUUCAGAACUGGAUCAAAACCUUUCAGAUGAAUCAAGCCCAAGGGAAUCAGAAGGACUAGAGAAGAGCCUUUCAAAAACUGACGGAGGAGAGUUGGAAGCACUUGGGAAAACAGAAUCAGGAGAAACAAAAGAAAUGGAAAUAACAGAAAAUUCUGAAAAAAUAGAAAAAGAUGAAAAGGAAGAUGAACCCACUGAGUAG